Myotis davidii is the source of this 817-nucleotide messenger RNA. RefSeq names its product A-kinase anchoring protein 17A (gene AKAP17A). Gene Ontology annotation, cellular component: nuclear speck; cytosol. NCBI's taxonomy places the organism in Eukaryota, Metazoa, Chordata, Mammalia, Chiroptera, Vespertilionidae. Gene Ontology annotation, biological process: regulation of RNA splicing. The record is from RefSeq and is a predicted model, not a curated record. The transcript has a single exon. The annotation marks the transcript as partial. Gene Ontology annotation, molecular function: RNA binding; protein kinase A binding.
GGCCCCCCGGGGCGGCCAUGGCCGCGGCCACCAUCGUGCACGACACGUCGGAGGCGGUGGAGCUGUGCCCGGCCCUGGGCCUCUACCUCAAGCCCAUCACCAAGAUGACCAUCAGCGUGGCCCUCCCGCAGCUGAAGCAGCCGGGCAAGUCCAUCUCCAACUGGGAGGUGAUGGAGCGGCUCAAGGCCAUGGUGCAGCACCACCAGUUCUCCACGCUGCGCAUCUCCAAGAGCACCAUGGACUUCAUCCGCUUCGAGGGCGAGGUGGAGAACCGCAGCACGGUCCGCGCCUGCCUGGCCCGCCUGGACGGCAAGACCAUCAAGCUCAGCGGCUUCUCCGACAUCCUCAAGGUGCGGGCCGCCGAGUUCAAGAUCGACUUCCCGACGCGGCACGACUGGGACUCGUUCUUCCGCGACGCCAAGGACAUGAACGAGACGCUGCCGGGCGAGCGGCCGGACACCAUCCACCUGGAGGGGCUGCCCUGCAAGUGGUUCGCGCGGCGCGAGGCCGGCGCCGAGAAGCCCAGCGAGGACGUGCUGGUGCGCGUGUUCGAGAAGUUCGGGGCGAUCCGCCACGUGGACAUCCCCAUGCUGGACCCCUACCGUGAGGAGAUGACGGGGCGCAACUUCCACACCUUCAGCUUCGGCGGCCACCUCAACUUCGAGGCCUACGUGCAGUACAGCGAGUACGCCGGCUUCAUCCAGGCCAUGAGCGCGCUGCGCGGCAUGAAGCUCAUGUACAAGGGCGAGGACGGCAAGGCGGUGGCCUGCAACAUCAAGGUGGGCGGCCCCCUGCCCGCGCCCGGGGCCCCUGCAGG